GUCCGAGCUCUGUCCCGCCCGGCUCGGGUUCUGUAAAGCGACCACCGUGUCUACGAGCGUCCAGCCAGGCAACUCCGCUGCCCCGGGCACCGGCGACCGCCAAGCGCCCCGAAAGUGGCAGGCGGAGCCACGUCUGGACGAGCCCCGCCUGGGCCCAAGCGUACAGAGGAUGGAAACACUCCCCCCGCCAUGUCUCUGGGCCGUCUCCUUCGCCGGGCCUCCUCCAAAGCCUCGGACCUCCUGACCCUCACCCCGGGCGGCGGCGGUGGGCCCCCCUCCGUCCUGGAUGGGGAGAUCAUCUACUCCAAGAACAAUGUCUGUGUGCACCCACCAGAGGGGCUGCAGGGGCUGGGGGAGCACCACCCAGGGUACCUGUGCUUGUGCGUGGAGAAGGACGAGCUGCUGGGGAGCACCCUCAUCCUUACGUGGGUCCCCAACUCUCGGAUCCAGAGGCAGGACGAGGAGGCACUGCGUUACAUCACCCCCGAGAGCUCCCCCGUGCGCAAGGCACCCCGCCCGCGGGGCCGGCGCGCCCAGAGCCUGGGGGCCCCCCGCCAGCCCUCCCCGACAGAGGCCAGGCCCGCCCUGAUCCCCAGAGACGAGGACACCACGGCGGUGGCUCAGAGCGUCCAGGACGCCGUGCAUGUCAGCCCUUCGCCCCCUUCCGAGGACGGGGAGAGGCUGGCCCAGGGCUUGGGGACGGCCCUGCCACCAGCCCACAGCGACUCCGGGAUCCUGUCGGCCGUCAGCUCGCAGGAUGGGACCGAGGAGGGGCGGGAGCCGCGGCCCGAGGCCGGCGAGGAGGAGGGCUCCCUGGAGCUGUCCGCCGAGGGCGUGAGCAGGGACAGCUCCUUCGACUCGGAUUCCGACGCCUUCUCUUCGCCCUUCUGCCUCUCGCCCAUCAGCGCCGCCCUCGUGGACAGCGGCAGCUCCGUGUUCCUGGACAGCGAGAGCGGCUCCCCGUGCGGCGCCGACACCCCCCUGCGGUUCCCCGACGGCCACGGCCUCCUGCAGACCCCGCGCUGGGACGAGCCCCAGAGGGCCUGCGCGCUGGAGCAGAUCUGCGGCGUGUUCCGCGUGGACCUGGGGCACAUGCGCUCCCUCCGUCUCUUCUUCAGCGACGAGGCCUGCACCAGCGGCCAGCUGGUCAUCGCCAGCCGGGAGAGCCAGUACAAAGUGUUCCACUUCCACCACGGCGGCCUGGACAAGCUGUGCGACGUGUUUCAGCAGUGGAAAUACUGCACCGAGACGCACCUCAAGGACCAGCAGGUCGCCGACGAAAAGACGUGCAUACAGUUCUCCAUCCGCCGCCCCAAGCUGCCCUCCUCGGAGACGCACCCCGAGGAGGGCGUGUACAAGAGGCUGGACGUGGCGGCCUGGCUGCACCACCUGAACGAGCUGGGCCAGGUGGAGGAGGAGUACAAACUGCGCAAGGCCAUUUUCUUCGGCGGCAUUGAUGUGUCAAUCCGGGGGGAGGUCUGGCCUUUCCUGCUGCGGUAUUACAGCCACGAGUCCACGUCGCAGGAGAGGGAGGCGCUGCGGGCGCAGAAGCGAAAGGAAUACGCCGAGAUCCAGCAGAAGAGGCUCUCCAUGACCCCUGAGGAGCACAGAGCGUUCUGGCGCAAUGUGCAGUUCACCGUGGACAAGGAUGUGGUCCGGACAGAUCGGAGCAACCAGUUCUUCCGGGGGGAGGACAACCCGAACGUGGAGAGCAUGAGGAGGAUCCUGCUGAACUACGCGGUCUACAACCCCGCCAUCGGCUACUCCCAGGGCAUGUCAGACCUGGUGGCGCCCAUCCUGGCCGAGGUCCUGGAUGAAUCAGACACCUUCUGGUGCUUUGUGGGUUUGAUGCAGAACACGAUCUUCGUCAGCUCUCCUCGGGACGAGGAUAUGGAGAAACAGCUGCUCUAUCUGCGGGAGCUGCUGCGACUGACCCACCUGCGCUUCUACCAGCACCUGGUGUCGCUGGGCGAGGACGGCCUACAGAUGCUCUUUUGCCACCGCUGGCUGCUGCUGUGCUUCAAGCGCGAGUUCCCCGAGGCCGAGGCCCUGCGGAUCUGGGAGGCCUGCUGGGCCCACUACCAGACGGAUUACUUCCACCUUUUCAUCUGCGUGGCCAUCGUGGCCAUUUACGGGGAUGACGUCAUUGAGCAGCAGCUGGCCACCGACCAGAUGCUCCUGCACUUUGGAAACCUGGCCAUGCACAUGAACGGGGAGCUGGUUCUCAGGAAGGCCAGGAGUCUGCUACACCAGUUCCGCCUUCUGCCCCGCAUCCCCUGCAGCCUGCACGACCUGUGUAAGACGUGCGGGACCGGCAUGUGGGACAGCGGCUACAUACCCGCCGUGGAGUGCACGGGCCACCACCCCGGCUGGGAGAGCUGCCCCUAUGGGGGCACGGUGGAGACGCCUUCGCCCAGGCCCCCCAGAGAAGGCAAGAAGGGCCACAAGAUGCCUCGGGACGGCUUCGGUUUCCGCAGAUAGGUCGGACUGCCGGCGCCCGCAGGUCCUGGGCACGUGGGAGGGGGUGGGGAUGGGCCGGUGGAAACACGAGGAAGAAGAGACUUGUGGCAACAGGAAGGGGACCUUUUCGUGUUAAUGACAUCAGCAGAGCCUCGAAGUGACAGAAGUUAAGCCCCGCCAGCUGCCCAGAGAAGAGUCGCCUCCCGAAGCAGUGGGACCAGAGCACACGGCGGUUCCCCCGCCGAUGCAGGCGGGCUGGGUCUCCGUCUGCCCCAGAGGCUCCCCCCGGCACCAUCAGUGACCAGCGACAGUGCCGGGCGAUGAGGAAGGACCAGAAGGCCUGUUCAGCCAGCAGCAUAGGGAAUGUAGAACAGAAUGGGGGCCCGGCCCGGCCCGAGACAUCCCUGCACGCUGGACACACGUCGUCAUCGGGCCCCAUUUUCUGAGCAGGCCAGUCUUGCUUUGCACAGCUUCACGGCUUAUAGGAAGAUGUCUGCAAAAACGAAACAAAACAAAAAACGAAAGCCCGGUGAUUUCAGAGUAGAGAGAUGUGGGAGCGGUGGAGGGUGUGAGAAGCUCGGGGCUUUGUGUCCGUGUAAAUGUUUUAUACUCCUGGUAUGCCUCGGAAACAGCCCGAGCCUCGAGCUGUCGGGAGCUGUCGGACUCGCCUCCCGUAGUGGAGGCGGCUCUACGUGAGCAUCAUUGACAUUGGCUAAGGUCCACCUCACCGAACACAGCGAGCAGCCGGGGGCCGUGUGUGCAGGCAGGAUGGACAACGUCUGAGGGGAGUGGCGGUGCGUUAAGUAACCAACCGAGACAAAGGCACCCGAAAGAACUAGAAAGAUUCCCGCAUGCCCCCGGGCCUGCCCACAGCCUGGGCCUUCCGUAAGUCAGCUUCGCAGGUGGUCGGGCGCAGCAGCGACCGCAGCAAUGUCGGCACUCGGGACACCGUCGCCCCUGCCGGAAUCUAGCGGUGGACGGGGGAGGGUAUGGCAGAGUUCCCAGCCAGCCGAAGAGCAGCCAGCCAGCCGUUGGCACAAGGAGGCCGCUUCUUGAACCGUUGGGAUCGUGGAGGCGGGAACCCUCCCGCACACCCUCGAAGGGGUCAUCAUGGAGACACAGCCCCAACGAAGGCUUCCUCCCGCUCUCAGCUCUCCUCCCUGGAGAGCAAACAAUGCUUCUGGGGCCACGUGAAAAAGAUGUGUAUCCACAGAAGAGAGGAAGUUGCCGGCCCCCUCCCUCCAAACUUCUCAGUCGCCCGUGAGCCCAAGUCCUCUCGCAGGCAAGGCGGCCAACACUGGCAUCUCCAAGUUCCCAGGGCUCCUGUCCCAGAGCCUUCUGGGGAGACCCUCCUGGAACCCCCACCCCGGCCCGCAGAUCCUGGGGUGCUGGCUGUUUUCAGCCCAGCAGCAGGGUCCAGGCUGGAUGGGGGCGGACUUCUCACCUGCUCUGCCUCUGGGAAGAGGGGGGUGCCUUUCUGUGCUGGCCCCCGGUCUGCUUUGGAAAAGGCUUCCGCUAAGCAGGCGCUGUACCGAUCCUGCCGUAGAAACCACAUCCACACAAACAGGAGCAUCCGUUAUCCGUCGCCACGGCGGUGCUGCGUAACAAAUGAGCCCCAAGCCUGGCGGUCUCGCAUGAGGCCUGAGGGUCAGCGGUUUAGGCUGGGCGCUUCUGGCCUUGGCUGGGUGUGCUCGGGAUGGUGACACCCAGGUGGACAGGUCACACCUGGCACUGCGCCGUGUCUCUCGAAUCCCCCACCGCCCCCUGCGAGCUAGCCCCACUCAAGGCAGAAGUGCAGAAGCGGAAAUGCACGGGCGCCUUCCCCAGCCUUGGGGGAGGCCACACCUGCUGUCAUCCCAUUGCCGGAGCAAGUCACAUGGCCAGAGUCAGCACCCAGGGGUGGGGAGCCGGACCCUCCCCUUUAGCAAGAGGAGCCGCGCAGGGACGGCAAGGGGCUGGGAAUUCAGAGGGUGACAAACCAUACAGUCUGCCACCACCUCCAGGAAGUCUUGGUCCAAAUGACCCUGUUUGGGAGCCCUCCUGUCAGGGGCAUGGCUUCCCCUGUAAAGGCAGGAGAUGCCCAAGGGGAAAGAGCGUGCUUCUAGGCUCACCGUCUAGCAGAAUAGCAUCCGUGCAUUUUACUGAGACACCUUGUGCCUUUGGGCUGCUGUGUAUGUGUGUGCGUCUGUGUGUGUGUGUGUGUGUGUGUGUGUGUGUGGUGGGGGGGUGUCCAGGGAAUCCCUCACUUUGGAGGGUCCUGGCUGCAAAGCAUUCAUGCUGCAUCUCCCGGCUCCCGCAGCUCCCCAAGACCCCUUCCAAGUGCCGCCCACCCACGCCGCCCCCGCCUCACACCCCUGUGCGCCGCGCGGGGCCCCGGUGAGACCUUCGCCUCUCAGAGCAGCCGGUCUCGGAAGCCGGAGACCUGGAUGUGUGGGCUCCUGGAGGGCAGGCUGCGCUGGAGGGCUGGGAAGGGCCUCGCAGGGCUCCCUUAAUCUGGAUGCAAUUAGAGGAAACCAGCCAAAAACCCCGCGGCAGCUGUUGCCCCGGGAUUAUUCCCAGCCAGCAAAAGGCAUUAGGGUGAUAAUUCCGUCAUUAGACUUGUAGCCUUCCCACCUCCAAAACGUGCAAAUAUGGGAUAAUCAGCCCGGCACGGCCAUCCUCCGUGAUGCUGCUUAUUUAACCCAUUUUUUUAAAUGACACUUAAUGUUAUUGGCUGGUGUGCGUGCGCGCGCAUACUUAAUUUCCCCACCGCUAACGGCUGUGCUGACGCGACACGACGUUGUCGGGGCCCCUGGGAAGAGAGGGAGCCUCUGAUGCACGUGUGCUGGCAUGGAAGGCGUGGACGGGGCAGCAAGGCAGGGGCUCACCAGCCCCGGGGAAGAAGGGACGGCGGGGGGGUGGGGGCGGGGGACGCCCAGGCUGGUGCGGUUGGGGCCUGGUUCUGCUGUUCCAGAAGGCUCCGACCCAAGUCCCAGCCAGGAAGACUCGAACUCACGAGUUCUGGGAAUUGGUGUCCCUGAGCCGGUCGGUGUGGGGGGAACAGACGGCAUGAGGAGGGGCCCCCCCGACCACCUGCUCAGGGGAGGGGGCCGUGCGGUCCAGAAGGGGCGGCCCGGCUCCAUGGGCGGCCUCGGUCUGGGUGCCAUCAGCAGCACGGUGUCCUGAUGGGCCGCGUGUCAGGCAGCACGGAGGUUUUCAAGUCCAGGACCUAAAGCGCGUGUCCUUCCGAGUCUGUCCACGAGAGCCCUUCCGGAAGCCCCAUGUGGGGUGAGCGGCCAGACGGGAGGAAGCUUCUGGUCCUGAAACGGACGCUUCUCCCGGGCUAAGUGGCGGUGGCUGGCAGAUACUGGGGACCGUCGUGGUGGAGGUGAUGCUCUGUGGGGUUUGCCUCGUUUUCUGUGAGGUGCCUCUGAGCUCUCUUGGCCCUUCCUUGUUUGGGAGAAGUCGCUUGGAGCGUGGCUGUCCUCAAGGUGAUGGGAAUUUGCUCGUGGCACUGCCCUGCCCCUGCGGAAGCCUCGAUCCUCCGCCUGGCCUCUCCUCCCCUGCAGAGAAGCUGCGGGGUGCCAGGGACCCCUGGGUUCACCCGGCAAAGAGAAGGAAGCCUCUUCCAGUCUGUGUGCCCUGAGUGGGAGGAAGGGAAAGGCGUUCGCCCAGGAAGAACCACUCGUGCGGGGGCACGGACUGGGCCAGAGGAGGUGGCCUACGGCCCAGGGAGGGACCCCUCAAGCUGGACCUGCCACAUCCCCAGAGACUCGAGGGAACCAGACAGCCCAGGAUCCGAUUAGCCCUGUGUGUCUAAGCCAGGCGACGAGGCUGUCCCUCGGAGUGAAAACAUUGUGUCGGGACAUUCCUAGCUCAGAGGGACUUGCCAGUUCACUUCCUCCAAAGUCGUGAAGCCUGAGACCAGGGCUCCCCGUAGGGGGUGAGUAGUGUUGCCUCUCUGAGCCUCAGUUUCCCCAUCUGUAGAAUGGGGAUGAUGGCACCCACCCAACCCGCCUCGCCGCUGGCCUCGGGCCUCUCCAUGUAAAAGCUAUGCUAAGGGUGAUCUGCCAAGCCCCAGGGGCCUCACCCGCUACUCAGGGAAGAGACCACUGACCCUGGCCUUCAGCAGCCUUGCCCAAGAGCCACAACCCAUUCCCCCACUCCAGAGCUCUGCCUGCUUUGGGAGUCAGCAAACCCCAAACCUCUCAUAUGCCCACCUUGCUGCGUGUACCCGGCCGACGGGAAACCUCUCUGUGCCUCUUCUGUAAAAUUCACCCCAUGCCACCCCACUCCUGCCCCCAAGAAAAAUCAGCCAUGAACCAUAACCUCAGCGACCCUGCGAGAAGCCUAUCUGCGUGGGCGUGCAAGGCUCUUCAGCAGGGAUGUGGUACGUGGACGUGAGGUCUCACCCCCUCCGCUGGGAACCCCCCCUCGCUGGGACUCUGGCCUCCUGGGUGAGGGCUGCGGGACCAGGGGAGGGGCAUCCCUGGGCCUCCAGGGAGCAGGGCAGAGGGACACGCAGCCGGUGGGCAUCUGGCCCUCUAGACACAUCUCGCUGAAUCUCUAGGAGGGAACAUAACGUUUCAGACGCAAAGAGAGAUCAAGCCACCUGGCCGUCUUCUCUCCAGCGUCUCUCGUUGGCGGGCAGGGGUCUGCUGUUUAAGGGAAAACCUAAUGAAAUAUCCAUCCUUUCCAACAGA
Molecule: messenger RNA, 7142 nt
Organism: Neofelis nebulosa (Clouded leopard)
Lineage: Eukaryota; Metazoa; Chordata; Mammalia; Carnivora; Felidae
Gene: TBC1D16
Product: TBC1 domain family member 16
Exons: 12
Coding region: 190-2481 (763 amino acids)
Biological process (GO): activation of GTPase activity
Cellular component (GO): early endosome
Molecular function (GO): GTPase activator activity
Source: RefSeq, a predicted model, not a curated record